UGAAGGAGGAGAAAGAACGAAGCAAUUUCUCUCUUCUCUCUUCUCUCUUCUCAUCUCUCCUAUCUCAUUUUCUCACUGACAAAGAGAGCUAUGGCCGCAAGAGACGGUGGUGUUUCGUGUCUACGAAGAUCAGAGAUGAUCGGAAUAGGUAUCGGAGAACUAGAAUCUCCACCAUUAGAUUCUGAUCAAGUUCAUGUUCUCGCCGUCGAUGACAGCCUCGUCGAUCGUAUUGUCAUUGAAAGAUUACUUCGGAUCACCUCAUGCAAAGUCACGGCGGUUGACAGCGGGUGGCGUGCUCUCGAAUUCUUAGGAUUAGACGAGGAUAAAGCUGCCGUCGAAUUCGAUAGAUUGAAGGUUGAUUUGAUCAUCACUGAUUACUGUAUGCCUGGAAUGACCGGUUACGAGCUUUUGAAAAAGAUUAAGGAAUCGACAAGUUUUAAGGAAGUUCCAGUUGUAAUUAUGUCGUCGGAGAACGUACUCACUCGAAUCGACCGAUGUCUUGAAGAAGGAGCAGAGGACUUUUUACUUAAACCCGUGAAACUCGCCGACGUGAAACGUCUGAGGAGUUACCUGACCAGAGAUGUUAAAGUCUCCGGCGACGGAAACAAACGGAAGCCGAGUACUCCUCCGCCGUCCCCGUCGCCACCACAACUCUCAUGCACCACCUCGAUGGAGUCUUCGGACUCAAUUGUUGUGGAUGAUGAUUCAUUAACAUUGUCGUCGGAGUCGUCGACGUCGCCAAUGGAUUCGCCGAUGAGACGGCUGGAGAUGAAGAGUCUCCCGGUUUAGAUUAGUAUGAUCUCCGUUUAACUUUUUUUUUAUUUUGCUUUUGACGGUUUUAUUGACUGCAACGUUAAGCUUGACGCCGUCAAUUUAAAGAUCUCGCUUAUAUGGGUUUGCACGUGGGGGGUGUUUCUUUUACUCACACAAAGGAACACUUUUGUUGAAUUUCUUGUAUUUAAUUUACAUAUAUUAAUACUGCAUUUUGGAAAAUUUAUAAUUUUAAAUAAUGUUCUUUAAUCGGAUGAU
This is a messenger RNA of Camelina sativa (false flax), 1029 nucleotides long. RefSeq names its product two-component response regulator ARR3. The record is from RefSeq and is a predicted model, not a curated record. NCBI's taxonomy places the organism in Eukaryota, Viridiplantae, Streptophyta, Magnoliopsida, Brassicales, Brassicaceae. Gene Ontology annotation, biological process: phosphorelay signal transduction system; cytokinin-activated signaling pathway.